AUGGCACGAGAGAACGCUUUGUCUAUGCUCGACAAAACUCACUGUGCAUUUGCAGCCAUCACAAAAGUUUUGGCUGAGGACGAUAUCGACAUGUCCUCGGCCGACGAGGUGGAGUUGAAGAACUACAAAAUCGACUUCUACAUCGAGGAACACGAGGAAGUGUCUGCCUCGGAAGUUGCCGAGUUGGUCUAUGGCGAGACCAUCACCAUCAAUUACAACCUCAAAAACGAGGAGGACAGCGUCAUGACGAUUGUCGGGUUGGGAGGCGCGUUCCUUGACCCUUUGAGCGGCGAUCCGUUGGUCAACAUGACCGCCAAUUCUGUGGAGCCCAUUAUUCUUCAACCAGAAGAAUCGACACACGUGCGCCAGAAGGUCACGGUGGACUUCCCGUUGCGUGACUAUAUCUUGGCACCAAACGUGUAUGUUGCGUUCAAGGACCAGUUGAAGGGCAUUCUCCCCAGGGGCCAGCCUGUGUCUUUGAGCGAGCCACCCGUGUCGUUGCUCCACCCGAAAUUGUUGUUUUUGGAGCUUCUUUUCUUGGGUGCUAUUGCUGCCUAUGUGUACCAGUUCCACAGAAGUGCAGUUGAGCUGUACUUCAAAGACAUUGCGCCCGAGACCAAGCUGAUGCAGUCUUCCGGGUCUGCCUCCGGCAGCUGGUUGCCAAAGACGUAUCAAACGGCGCAGAAAAAGCCCAAGGCGAGAAAAUCUCACUAA
Messenger RNA from Metschnikowia bicuspidata var. bicuspidata NRRL YB-4993, 714 nucleotides. RefSeq lists its product as uncharacterized. Gene Ontology annotation, cellular component: endoplasmic reticulum membrane. NCBI's taxonomy places the organism in Eukaryota, Fungi, Ascomycota, Pichiomycetes, Serinales, Metschnikowiaceae. The record is from RefSeq and is a predicted model, not a curated record. The transcript is spliced from 3 exons. The coding region runs from base 1 to 714 and encodes 237 amino acids.